CAACGUCUAAUGCGCAUGUCUCACAGGCAUAUCCGGCUUGAACUUUUUUUUUCUCACACAUUAUUUCCGGUAGUUUGUAUGGAAGAAAAGAAAAUGCUCAACCGUUAUUUUAAUAUAACUUUGAUGUUUUUGUUAAGCACUCAUUAAGAACACUGGAUCAAAAUUUACAAUCGAGUUUGCAGAGUAGAUUUACUACUUUGAAUCUUGGUGCUCAAAUAACGCAGUCAGGCUCAUCUGGUGGCCAGUUUUUUUACAACCCAUUUAAUAUCAUGCCGUCACGUCGGCGAAAGCGUGAUACCAGUUCAGAAGAUUUGCCAACCAAGAAAUCACGAACAUACCAACAGAAAAAGGAAGUGGCUACAGAGUUUAAUAAGAAGCGUUGUCUAGCCUGGUUUCAUGAGUACACAGGAGCUAGUGAGGAGACACUUGGCCCAGAGGGAAUGGAGAAAUUUUGUGAAGAUAUUGGAGUGGAGCCAGAAAAUAUUGUGAUGCUAGUCCUGGCUUACAAACUCAAUGCUAAAAACAUGGGUUUUUUCACUGUUGAUGAGUGGAUGAAAGGAAUGACUGAACUGCAAUGUGACACAAUUGGAAAGCUUCAGAACAGACUGGACUAUCUCAGGGCGCUGUUAAAUGAUCCUGCCCUUUUUAAAAAUAUUUACAGAUUCGCUUUUGACUUUGCACGGGAAAAAGACCAAAGAAGUCUAGAUCUGGACACGGCCAAAGCGAUGCUGUCAUUGGUCCUGGGCAAAGACUGGCCUCUCUUCUCUUACUUCCACCUGUUCUUAGAGCAUCAAACUAAAUACAAAGUGAUUAACAAAGACCAGUGGUGUAAUAUCCUUGAAUUCAGCAGAGUUAUCCAACCUGAUCUGGACAACUAUGAUGAGGAUGGUGCCUGGCCAGUGAUGUUAGAUGAAUUUGUGGAAUGGCUGAAGGAGAAGUCCAAUGAAGGUCGUGAAAUGCGAAGUUGAAAUGGGGGAAAACGUCGAUUCGUUUGUUUACUGUUUUUAAAAACUGCAUCUAGAGCUGUCUUAGACUGACUCCGAACUCAUCAACUUCCCUGGACUUAAAGAAAACUUUGAAGACAAAAAUCUGCAUUCACCAAAUGUAUAUAGUUUGUGACUUCAAGAUUGUCUCCAGUGCCAAUAUGACCUCAGUGUAACAACUGUAAAUAUAUUUGCCAGACCCACAAUGUUGACCCUUAGAUCUAUAUUUGUCUUUGAUUCAUUAACAUAGUUUCCUUAUGGCAGAGAAGAAAUCCAUUCUUUAUAUUAAAUACAUAACAUUUAACCUAGUAUUUUUGAAAGAGAUUACAGAUGUAUAUUGCUUAACUAUUAAACAUUUCUCUUGGUAACAGAAUGUUCUUUCAUUUGAUGAACAGUUAAACUUUCUAAUUGGUUAAUUACAUUCACAACUUUUUCAGAAUUAAGAGAAACAAUUUCCUGGCAUGUUUUUAUAUUUGUCCUAUCAGCCCACAUAAAUUUAAAUACCCUCAGGGGAUAAAAAAAAAACUAAGAUGCACUUAUUGUAAUUUAUUUAUAUUUACGACAAAUACACAUUUUAAUGGAUAGUUAACUAGUCGAAGUGACAGCAGACUCAAAACUUUCAACAUGUACCAAUUUUAGCCCCCACUGUUAUGAAAAGCUCCUUGAAUCCUUUAGUUUUGGGUCAAACUGGUAUAUCACUUAUUAGUCUGUUCUAUGUUUGUGACAAUUGUUCAAGUUUAAUAUUGUGCUUUUACUCUUGGAGCACUUCACUGGACUGUUUGUUGUUCAGACUUUCUAUUUUUUGCGUCUGCUGUUGUAUUUUUUUCCCCUUCGCAUAUAAUUGAGAUUCUCUACAGUCAUAAUAUUUUAUCUCGGAGACAAUAAUUGAUACUUUUUUCAUCGUGAAAAUUGUGUUGUUUUCCAUGAACAAUAUGAGUGAUUACUGUAAAUAAGGGUAUUUAAUACCGUAGCCAUAUUUAUGAUUCUCUUUUUUAAACUGUUGAACUAGAUGCUGAUUGAAGUGUACUGGCUUGACCAAUAAAAAAAUAAUGGCAAUCUUGUGAGAAUAUUGUGCAUUCAAGUCAUGAAUAUAUUGCCCACUGGAAUGUCGAAUCUGUAUUUUGAAAAGACUCUUAAGAAGCCAUUCUUUUCAUUGUUGUAAAACCGAGGCUUCAUUUCCAUUACUGAUGUGUAGAUCUCAAAGUAAGUUAGCCUUGAUUCAAUGUUGCCAACAAGAGCACUGGUCCCGUAGGAUAUAGUAUCCUCAAUCGGCAAUAGAGAUGAUCACUUCAAAAGGAUCAGAAGUGUAUUUGUCUUCUUGCAUAUUACAAAGACACUUGACUAACCCUAGCUCUGAUUGGCCCCUUCCAUUGCUGUAACAUUGUCACUGAUUAGAUUAUUCCACAAGUAUUUAAAUUCUUUUGUUUCUAUGUUGGAGAGUUGGUUGAGAAUUCUAACAUUUAUGAAGGAUGUAUAUGGAACUCUUUCUGAAGCGAAAUUCCUUGCCAUAUAUUUGUUUGAUAUAAACUAUUGAUUUCAUUUUUUUUUUUACAUUUUAAAAGCUUUUAACCUGUUAACAACUUUGCCUAUUGGUUUUACUAAUGUACUGGUAUGCUAUUUGUACAACUUUUGUUUUUCUUGAUAUUUGUACAAAAACUUGCAGUCUGGUUUCUUGUAGACUUGUCUUUGAACUAAUUCUUCAUUGAGGUUUCAUUAGCAUCAAAAAGUGUAAGUAGGUUGUGAUUGUUUUACCAAUAGCUUAACUUUGAAAAUAACUAUAAAAUAGAAAGGAUUACUUUCAGGUUAAGAUGUUUUCUUUUUAUCUAUUAUCUCCCCCUGAAAAACAAUUGUGCUGCUUUUCAAUGUGUCAAUAAUUCUGCUACUGCUUCAACUUAAAGCCACCAUUAUUUGUUUGAUUUAGCUUGUGAACCUUUGAAAAUCUGCUCAGGGCUGCUCAUUCCUAACUAGCGAGUUCAACCUUUGAACUAGAUCCUAAGUGAGGAAAGACUGUGUUCCAAGUAUUCCCUGUUUCUUCCAUGAAGAUGUCUGCGUACCAUUGAAUGUGUGUGAAACUGGUCUCUCAAUGAUCAAAUCAGAGACAAUGUAAAUAUGUUGAUUUUUAAACGAGCCCUGCGGAGGAGCAGUUUUAAUAUUUCAAAUCAUUUAAAUGUACACCUGGUUGUUGAAGACCAAAAUGUAUACCAAUGGCUGGAUGAAAUGAUGUGUUGAUGGCCAGUAUUAUAUAGGUCAAGGUUUGCUGCUGUUCAAAACUCUAUAAGUUUGCAAGCAUAAAACUAAACAGCUAGUCAUGGAGUUGUGGAACAUUUAGUUUUGUCAAAGUUUUUGUUCAUUAUACAUUGAAUUCACUUGAUUUUACAGUUUUAGAGACGACACAAUCAAAAGAAGUAAUGUGUGUAUUUUGAACCAGUAGUUUAAAGUAUAAUAAUUUUUCUUUGAUACACAUCUAGGGGAAAAAAAGGAGGGGGCAUUUUAUAUAUAUAUAUGUAUAUUUGUUUUGUUUUGGAGUUAGAGGGGAGAAUACUCUACUUUUUUUUUUUUUUUUUUUAAGAGACUUGAAAUCUUUUGUGAUGUGCUGAGAUUGUUUUUAGGGUAUGCAAAAAUGUUACUUGAUAUGUAAAUAAACACAUUGUUAUACAUCAA
Messenger RNA from Biomphalaria glabrata, 3644 nucleotides. Its product is annotated as DCN1-like protein 4. Bases 270 to 968 code for a protein of 232 amino acids. The record is from RefSeq and is a predicted model, not a curated record. Gene Ontology annotation, cellular component: ubiquitin ligase complex. Lineage: Eukaryota; Metazoa; Mollusca; Gastropoda; Planorbidae. The transcript is spliced from 10 exons. Gene Ontology annotation, biological process: positive regulation of ubiquitin-protein transferase activity; protein neddylation. Gene Ontology annotation, molecular function: ubiquitin-like protein binding; ubiquitin conjugating enzyme binding; cullin family protein binding.